GGACGAAAUUUAAAUUAUGGCGAAAUUUAUCGCGACGAUUAAGGCAAUUUUUACGAGAUUGGUUUUUGCUGCUCAUGGGUUCGUUGCAAUUUGGCAAGUGACGAUUUUUAAGAAAAAUUCGUUUUAUUGGUACUUGAGUUCGCCUAUUUUGUUGCUGUUUUUUGAAGGGAUAUUCACGCUCACCAUUAAAGAAAAUCAAGAGUGGAAGUGGUUUUGUCCCUCUGUCUUUCUUUAUCUCGCUAGUAUUGUCCCAGCAAUAUGGCUUCUGGAACUGGAUAAAGUCGAUCGACGUCUAAAAGUAAAAGAAGAAACUUUUAACUUAACUUCAACGACAAACUUAAAAGAACUAAACAGCUUAAUUGGAGUGCAAAUUAAACUUCCCGACAUACCAUUGAGCACCGAAACUUGGAUAACUCUCAUAGAACAAUUUUUAAUGUUGAUUCUUAUAAUUGGAAGGUGGAUGUUACCUAAAGGAGACUUAACACGAGAUCAAUUAAGUCAGUUACUUUUAGUAUAUAUAGGAACGGCAGCUGACAUCAUAGAGUUUUUUGAUUCUUUCAAAGACGACAAAAUUGCAGCCGAACCACUUUUAGUCUUGCUAACACUAGCGAUAUGGUCUUGGAGUUUGAUGCAGUUUACUGUCGUGUUGACUGCCACCAAAUCUAGAAAAUCGCGUCUCACGUCGACGGGAUCUAUAAUCAAUCGAUCUAACAGCUGCUGCACAAUCGAUGUGUGGGGAAUCGCUCUCAACAUUACUUUACAAGAUGCUCCAUUUUUGGUUUUCAGACUUUUACUCAUCACUCACUUUAAAAUUAUAUCCUACAUGAAUGUAUUUUUUACUUGCAAAAAUACUCUAGUCAUACUUCUACAGCUUUAUAGGCUCUACGUAGUUCACAGUGAACAUCGAAAGAAAAAAACUAAAGAUGAUUUUGAAUUAACUAAUAUUUCCAUAAUUUCUAAACCAGACAUGUAUGGUGGUAGAAGAAAAGAAAAAGAAAGGUAUAGUUCCAAUCAAAGUCGUUCAAAAAGUAGAAGAAAUUUAAGAGAAGAGUCUGAAGACUCCAGUGACGAUUUAUCCGAAGAUUACUGCGCCAACAAAAAAAGAAAAAUGAAAAAUUGUCGCAAAGACACGGGAUAUUCAACAGGGAGUUCACACACAAGCGCGCGCAUACACAAAACUAAGUAUAAAAAAUCGAGGAAUCGACAUGGUUCCAAAGAGCGGCUAUCUGUAGACAACAGAAAAAUGUCCAAACAAAAAUUGAAACGAUCUGAUCAAGAAACGAAGGGAAAGAGACGUUUGGAAGAAGCAUUUUCUGAGGAGAGCGAAAGUGAUCUAUCUCCUAUUGAAAAAAGGGAAGAAGUAAAAAAAGAAAAACCAAAAUUACGAAGCUAUGAGAAAGAACCAACCGUUUCUCUUUCAACAAGUGAUCCGUCGUCGGAAUGACGUCAUCAAUUGGCCAUUAUGGCUAUAUUUUGCCUUUACGUUUUUAUCUUUAUAUGCUGUUUAUUUUUUAUAUACUGUGGUAUUAACUCUGAGGGGUUAGUUAUUGCAAGAGUCCAUAGGAAAAAUGAUAACAAUAGUAACUAAAUCUUUAGAGUACAUAUUAGUGAUCGACAGUUAGGUGCAUGUAAAUUACUAGAUCCUGUGAUAGAAAGUUAACGUUGUUAUUUCAAAAACUAAUAGAUAUGUAACUGUAUGUGAAAAUUAGGAAAGAAAAUAGGAAGAAAUUGCUAAUGGAGGUUCCCUCUUUUCAAACAUAUUCUGCUUUAUUUGGGUGUAAAAUAUU
Zophobas morio is the source of this 1787-nucleotide messenger RNA. Its product is annotated as transmembrane protein 26. The coding region runs from base 17 to 1444 and encodes 475 amino acids. The transcript is spliced from 7 exons. NCBI's taxonomy places the organism in Eukaryota, Metazoa, Arthropoda, Insecta, Coleoptera, Tenebrionidae. The record is from RefSeq and is a predicted model, not a curated record.